Tauraco erythrolophus (red-crested turaco) is the source of this 1605-nucleotide messenger RNA. Lineage: Eukaryota; Metazoa; Chordata; Aves; Musophagiformes; Musophagidae. The record is from RefSeq and is a predicted model, not a curated record.
GAAAGCAGAUCGAGCGAGAAGAACAAGGGAGCCAAGAAUGAAGAAGAAAAAGGAAAGGAAGCGUCUCCCAGAGACCUGGCCCGGAAACGAGAUACAAAAGUGGAGAAAGAUUCUAAGAAGGAAGAAAGCGUUCAGAAAGCAGACCCAAAAGUUAAAAAUGAGGCCGAGAUCAAGACCAAAGAGGCGAAGGCUAUCAAUGACAAGGUCAAGGCCAUGGAGAAAAAGCUGAUGGGGAAGGACAAAAAGGAGGAAGAGAAGGGCUCAGCGAUAAAGAAGGAUGCAGGGAAGGAUAAAAAGGAGGAAGAAAAGAGCUCAGCAAUAAAGAAGGACGCAGGGAAGGAUAAAAAGGAGGAAGAAAAGGGCUCGGCGUUGAAGAAAGACGCAGGGAAGGAUAAAAAGGAGGAAGAGAAGGGCUUAGCAGCAAAGAAGGAGACAGGGAAGGACAAAAAGGAAGAAGAAAAGGGUUCUGCGUUGAAGAAGGGCACAGGGAAGGAGAAAAAGGAGGAAGAGAAGAGUUCAGGAUCAAAGAAAGAAGCAGAAAAAGAGACAAAGGGGGAAGAUAAGAAAGCAAAAGAUAAAAAAGAAGAGGAAAAGAGUUCAGCUUUGAAAAAAGCAAAGGCAGAGGAGAAAGAGAAAUCCCAGCCAGAGGCAGAAAAGGCAGCGGAGGAGAAACAGGAGGCCAAGGAGAGCAGCCCUUCCAAGCCCACCACCGGCGGCUCGCCGGACCAGGCCAAGGACGACGAAGCGUCCAGCAUUUUCGAUGAGCUCAUCGAGAAGGUGAAGAACAACGACGCCGAGGUCACCGAAGUGAACGUGAACAACUCGGACUGCAUCAACAACGAGACCCUGGUGCGCUUCACCGAGGCCCUGGAGUUCAACACCGUGGUCAAGCUGUUCGCCUUGGCCAACACCCGCGCCGAUGACCACGUGGCCUUCGCCAUCGCCAUCAUGCUGAAGUCCAACAAGGUGCUGACGAGCAUCAACUUGGACUCCAACCACAUCACGGGCAAGGGCAUCCUGGCCAUUUUCCGGGCGCUGCUGCAGAACAACACGCUGACGGAGCUGCGUUUCCACAACCAGCGGCACAUCUGUGGGGGGAAGACGGAGAUGGAGAUCGCCAAGCUCCUGAAGGAAAACACCACGCUCCUGAAGCUGGGCUACCACUUUGAGCUGGCCGGCCCACGCAUGACAGUCACCAACCUGCUGAGCCGAAACAUGGACAAACAGAGGCAGAAACGCCUCCAGGAGCAGAAACUGGCACAGGAGCGUGGGGAGAAGAAAGACCUCCUGGAGGUGCCCAAGCCCGGGACCUUGCCGAAGGGAUCCCCCAAGGCAUCCCCGCAGCCAUCCCCCAAGGCUUCCCCCAAAAGCUCUCCCAAGAAAGGGGGGGCGCCUGCCGCGCCGCCCCCGCCUCCUCCUCCGCUCGCCCCACCGCUGAUCAACGAGAACCUGAGGAACUCGCUCUCGCCGGCCACGCAGAGGAAGUUGGGAGACCGGGCGCUGCCGGUCCAGGAGAAGAACUCGCGGGACCAGCUCCUGGCAGCCAUCCGCUCCAGCAACCUCAAACAGCUCAAGAAGGUGGAGGUGCCGAAGCUGCUGCAGUAG